AGGAGAAGGAACAUUCCGGCAGCCAGACUGAGCAGACGUUUUUAGUCUCACAUCAGAGAGAAAGCAGCAGGAAGUCCGUCGCUGAAGAGCAGCUGACCGAGGCGAAAAGAUGACAAGCGUGAUGAAGCAUCUUGUAAACCACCUCCUGACGUUCUCGCUCCAGGAAGGAGAUGUCCAAGGCGUAGAGGAGGCACAGGCACGUCUUUCCUUCCUAGCAGAAAACAAAAAGUUGUGGAGUCAAAAGAUGUUCCUGGACAUCGGGACCAACUCCAUUAGUCUCCGAGACGUACAGAGUCAGGACGAGCUGGAGCAGUACUCCUUCAAAGACAUCUACCGCUGUGACGCCAUCGACACAGAGAAACACUUCCCGUCCCUGCUGCUGUUGGUCUGCCAGCGUUCAAACCAGAAGAAGCCAGAAAUUCAGUUCUUCAACUGUGAACCUGAGCAGGCGCAGCUAAUCUGUGAGGAAAUUAGAGAUGCGGUUUCGGAUACCUCCAGCAGCAGCAAGAAGGUUCCGGAUGCCCACAGGGUUCCUAAAAACAAAGAGAUGAUGUACGAUCCCUACGAUAUACCAAGUCCUCCCCUCGCCUUCGCUCCGAACCCCCCUCCAGUCAACCCUCCUCCUUAUCCCGGACUAAAAGCAAACGGACAAAAUGAGCCCGACAUCUCCUUCCUGCGAGCAGAGAGAGAAGUGAUGAUCCUCAAUCACUGCUUCGAUGACAUCGAGACGUUCAUGGGGAAGCUGCAGCAGACUGCAGAGGCAACAACAGCCCUAAACCAGAGGAAGAAGAAGAAGAAGAAAACCAAAAAGCAAACUACUGAAGAUGAUUUACUCGCUGAAAAGGCCCAUCCACCACCAGAAGAGGAAUUUAUUGAUAUCUUCCAGAAGUUCAAAUACUGUUUCUGCCUCCUGGCUCGUCUGAAAUCAACCAUUGCCAGUCCGUCCUCAGAGGAGCUCGUACACCAUGUGUUCAAACCUCUCGAUAUGAUGGUAAAAACAACCGGGGGUCCGACGUUUGGAGCAACGGUCUCUAGUCCUGCUAUGACCAGCUCAGCUGUUUCCCUGCUGCAAGACACCCUGAACGAAGAGGAGAAGGGGCUGUGGACGUCUCUGGGUCCCAACUGGACGCUCCAUCGCUCUCAGCUCAGAGGACCUGUCGCUUCGUACACCCCUGUGUUCCUGGAUGGCUGGAAGCCGGAAGCCAUGAGGGCGGACGGGCAGGUUUGGGAGGAUCCGGUCGAGUCACAGCACAAACAUGAGGCCCACCGGGUAAAACAGGAGCAGCAGCCUCCUCAGCAGCCAGGUCCUCCAGUAAUCAACAACAAAGAGGUAGGACCUUCAGCUGAGGCUGAGAGACUCUACCUGUGCACCUACGACUUCAUCGCCAGGAACAACAGUGAGCUUUCGGUACAGCAGGGAGAGACUCUCGAGGUGAUCGAGUCAUCCAGGCGCUGGUGGAAGUGUCGUAAUCGGUUCAACCAGGUGGGCUUUGUGCCCUCCAACAUCCUUGAACCUGUGGACCACAUAGACAGCCCUGUGAGCAAACCUCCCAGCGCUCCAGCCCAGCCUCCCAUCACCAAAUCUGUCACUCCGGUCCCACCGAGCCCCCCUGCUCUGCACCUCACUUCAUCCCACUCUCCCCAGCGUCCUCGAAGCUCACCAACAUACAGCCAGCAUAUCCCAGUUGCAGAGGAAACAGAUAAAGUCAUGUUGGUGAACGACGAGCUUCUCCAGAGGCUGACCAAUGGAAAGGCCAACCUGAACAAACCUCUGGUCAUCCAUCGGUCUGCAGAGACCUCUGUUCCUCUGAACUACCACUCUCCUCCAGAGGAGGUGGUUGAGUGGCUCCGAGGGAAGGGCUUCGGUGAACCGACGGUACAUUGUUUGAGCGUGCUGACAGGAGCUCAGCUCUUCUCGCUCAACAAGGAGGAGCUGCGAGCUGUGCUUCCAGACGAGGGUGUCAGAGUCUACAGUCAGCUCAGUGUGCAGAAAGCACAGCUAGAGGACGCCAGGAGGGCCACAGAGCUGGAGGCGGUCAUGGAGAAGCAGAAGAUGAAGGUUGACUUGAAGCUGGAGAGCAGCACGUUGUGAGCUGCACCCAGGAAAGACUCGGGUGGAUUUUUCAUGGCACUGAACAGCAGACUGUUGAGUAGUUCAAUGUAUUUAGCAGAGGAAUGAAGUGUGACACUGAUUGUUGGAAGCAUUCAGUGACUUUUCUAUGUUCUGAGUGAAAUAAAUAUUUAAGCUCC
Girardinichthys multiradiatus is the source of this 2250-nucleotide messenger RNA. RefSeq names its product epidermal growth factor receptor kinase substrate 8-like protein 1. The transcript is spliced from 19 exons. Gene Ontology annotation, cellular component: plasma membrane; vesicle; ruffle membrane. Gene Ontology annotation, biological process: positive regulation of ruffle assembly; Rho protein signal transduction; regulation of Rho protein signal transduction. Gene Ontology annotation, molecular function: actin binding. NCBI's taxonomy places the organism in Eukaryota, Metazoa, Chordata, Actinopteri, Cyprinodontiformes, Goodeidae. Bases 110 to 2092 code for a protein of 660 amino acids. The record is from RefSeq and is a predicted model, not a curated record.